Messenger RNA from Mesocestoides corti, 1959 nucleotides. The record is from the annotation of a GenBank genome assembly. Lineage: Eukaryota; Metazoa; Platyhelminthes; Cestoda; Cyclophyllidea; Mesocestoididae.
AUGUCUUCUGCUCCUGGACUAGAUGACUUUGAAUCCACCGACGUCCCCACCGCAGUGGAGGCAGGCGACGACCAAGUUGCUAACAUUUCCUUUUCUUGGUGGAUCGCUAUUCUCCUAGUAGUGUUUGGAAUAAGUUCAUGGGUUGCUAUCAACGGGCUGUGGAUGGAGCUUCCGCUUCUGGUAAAUGUACUUCCAGAAGGAUGGAAUCUUCCGGCUUACCUGGCUAUAAUUAUCCAGUUGGCCAAUAUCGGACCCCUACUUUACGUACUUGUUACAAGGAUCGGUCGUGCCUUUGGGCGUGGGCACAGCGAGAGUUGGUUGAUGCGACUCGUUCAGCCCCCAGAAAGACUAGCCAAUUACACUAUACUCAUCGUCGGGCUGGUUGCCUCCCUUCUCUUGACGCAAUUCUGGGACGCCGUGGUUAUUAUGCCGGGUCUACCUCCCAACGCAGUCAUGGAUGGGGGAACAUAUAACGCACUGCAUGGACACAGCCUGGGUCUCUUCAUUUUGACAUUUGCUCUGGGCAUGAUCGACUGCAUGUCGUCGGUUACAUUUCUGGCCUACUUGGCCAACAUGCCAGCAGUCUACGCUGGUGCGCUCCUUUUUGGCGAGACGGCAUCUGGUCUACUGCCCAGCCUCUUUGCCUUGGCGCAGGGCGCAUACACGGAACCAACGUGUAUCCCAACUCCCACAGGCAAGUCCGAUAGAAAUGGUACACUGGGAUUUGUUCCAGAGUACUCAGGACCUCACUUUUCUGUGUCUACUUUCAUGGGUUUGAUCGCGGGGACGACGGUUCUAAGUCUCCUUGCUUUCACUCUGCUCGACUGCUUGCCAACAGGACUUGGUAGAUCGGUGACGCUAGCUUACCAAAAGCACCACUCCCUGCCAACAAACAAUCAGGAGGAAGAGGACGAAGUCAGCAAGAAAGCGUCAAAGAUGGCUCCAACAGUUGGUUCGGCGACUGGUGAUGAGACAACCCUAAAUGAGGUUUCGAUAAUUGCAGGUAAACCACCAACAGCCAAUCCCGAAAGUUUGUUUUGGAUCUUUUUCCUUCUCACCGGCUACUCGAGUUGCCUUACUAAUGGCCUACUACCGUCACUACAGUCCUUCUCGACAGCUGCCUACAGUACACUAACCUAUCACCUUGCUGUCACGCUUUCUGGUCUGACCGCUCCCAUCGUGGCUCUGAUCUUAACGACCGCAUACGGCUAUGAGCAAUUGGGCCUUUGCAUCAGGUCAAUCUUCUGCCGUGGCAGUCGAAAGUCGUUAAUGCAGGAUAAUCGCGAAAAGGGUGAGCGUGUUGAUAUUGACCAUACCGAUAACCAUAAGCUAAACAUGAUGCGACGUGUGAAGAGCAAAUUCGUCCAAUACACUUUUGAUUGUACGAAAUGGGCUCUGGCUCAAGUACGCCCCGAGAUGCCGUUAGAACUGAGUUAUGAACCUGUACCCAUCAUUUGCAACCAGGACUCACAAUCCACAAAUGGUGAGCAGCACACCGUUUCCGCGAUGGCCUCUGUACAAGGUAACCGACUGGCGGUUAUCCUGGUGGUCAUUAGCUUUAUUGCCUCAAUCCCUUCUGGAUACAUCGUCUAUUUGGCUGCUUCUUCGCCAGCACCACCUGCACUCGGAGGAGCAGGACCAGUCUUUGCGGCAAGUUCGAUUUCUAACAAGUUCAAUGCUUACAACUUUAAGUCAUUACGUAAAAGCCAGCUUCGCCCACUCCCUUCUUGGUGCUGCAUGCCGCGUAGGGAUAUCCGUGUUCUUGCUUGGAUCCUGAUGACCGCAGCCUUCAAUGUACAGAGGACAUGGAUCACACUGCAUUUGGUUAAGUUUGGAAGCCAGAGGAAUCUUCGUACUUUGGGAGUCGCCAAUCAGGUGGGCUCGGCCACAGGUGCUCUAGUUAGCUUCCUUUUAACAGCCAUGUUCCGUGUUUUUGAGUCCAAAGCUCCCUGUGUCUGA